AUGUUGCGGUCACGUAUCCCAUGUGUUGUUGUAACGUUGGUUCAGUGCCGAGCAAUGCAUGGGAAACCUACGCAAUCCCAUAAAGUUCGCACGCAACACAGCCGCCGCUGGUGGACGCAGUCGAAGGCGCGGCACCUCACAGCAAUGCCUCAUGAUGAAUGUAAGUCACGGCCGCACUUUCCCGCUUAUAAUGAAGAUGUGGACCGCCCCAUGGUUGUGCCACCUGAUGCAAUCUGUUUUAACUGUGACAAACCCAUUGACGCGGGAGAUGUCAAUAGCUACGUGUGGAUACCUGCUGGUAACGCAACAGUGCCUACGCCGCAGGGGUACUUUUUUCACUUCGGUUGUUUCAAGUGCAACCGAUGUAAAUACAGGCUCGGACACAACAAGUUCUACUCAAAAGAUGGCAAAGCAUGGUGCAUCCCAUGCGCCCUCGGGAGGGACGUGCGGGUUCCCACGCGUCGUUGGCACACAUCAUACGUUAACACGCACCGUACGGGAUCUCGCCUAACGGGACACUUUUUUCCACGGCACAGUCAUCAAAUGGAGUUUUUGUUCGACCCAAACAGUUAG
Molecule: messenger RNA, 573 nt
Organism: Trypanosoma brucei brucei TREU927
Lineage: Eukaryota; Euglenozoa; Kinetoplastea; Trypanosomatida; Trypanosomatidae
Exons: 1
Coding region: 1-573 (190 amino acids)
Source: RefSeq, a predicted model, not a curated record